Molecule: messenger RNA, 1195 nt
Organism: Harpegnathos saltator (Jerdon's jumping ant)
Lineage: Eukaryota; Metazoa; Arthropoda; Insecta; Hymenoptera; Formicidae
Product: thyrotropin-releasing hormone-degrading ectoenzyme-like
Exons: 6
Coding region: 66-1073 (335 amino acids)
Biological process (GO): peptide catabolic process; proteolysis
Cellular component (GO): cytoplasm; membrane
Molecular function (GO): peptide binding; zinc ion binding; metalloaminopeptidase activity
Source: RefSeq, a predicted model, not a curated record
GGAUAACUACUUCUGAAAUUACAACUAUUGAACUGGUGCAAAAUAUUGAUUUUAUUAUAAUUGAUAUGAAAAAAAAUACAGGAUACUUUCGUGUGAAUUAUGAUGUAAAAAGUUGGAAUCGAAUCGCAACUUUCUUGCAGUCUGAUGAUUAUAAUAAAAUAAAUGUCCUCAAUCGCGCGCAAUUGAUCGACGAUGCGUAUUAUUUUAUGACACAAGGCGAAGUAUCACCGUCCACAUUUUGGGCAAUUGCAAGCUACCUAGAGCGCGAUAUAAGUUAUAUAGCCUGGUAUCCGAUGUUUAAUAUUUUAUCGUUCAUGUGGCCUAUUUGGAAUAUGCCCGAUCCGGAAGUGGAACAUAUCAAGGAAAGAGUACGUCAAAUAUUAGACGGCUUGCUCCAAAAUUUGGGAUAUAAAGAAAGAAAUGAUGAGAGCAAUAUGUAUAAAACACUGAGAUUAUUAGGAACAAGAUGGGCUUGCAAGUUAGGGGAUAGAAAGUGCCAAAUAGCUGCUACGACACAAUUGUCUGAGCAUCUUUUCGAUCCUGACAAUAACAAAAUUUGGCCAUGGUGGAAGGAUUGGGUAUAUUGUGCCGGCAUGAGUUUGGCCAACGAAACUAUAUCGCAAAUUCUGUUUGAAAAAUACAAAAAUAUUACAGAUAUAGAUAUUUUGAAAUACUUGUUUUGCUCGGAUGAUGCACAAAUUAUCGUGAAGAAUACGGAUGUAAUGUUCUCUUACGUUCGUUUAAAUAUGCUAUCGUAUAUCGAGCUGAUUAAACUUUAUCGUGUUGUUCUAAAGAAGCAUAUAAGGAAGGAUGUCGUUCUGAAAUACAUCGUAGAAAAUAACAACAUAGAAAUUUGGAGUUUAAGCAUUACCUUAAGUACAAAACUGUUUGGUGAUAUGAUGAUGAAUGUAUAUUUAAACGAACAUUUCUAUAAGAUUAUAGAAUUUGCAGUAGAUAAUGCCAACUUAUUCAAAAUAAACCUGAAUGACAUAUCCAAAUUAGGAAGAGCUCAAAAGAAGAGAAUUAAUAAAAUUAAUAAAAUGAAAGGAAUAAUUUAUCCGUUAUAUAAAUAAGAAAAGGAAGAUAUAUAAUUUCUGAACAAGCGAGUUUACAAAAUGUGAUGGAAUUCAAAUAAUUAAAGUGGCCAAACUGAAGGCUAUUGCAAAUUAGGCAGUGAAUUGAGAUGUCUGUGUUU